Molecule: messenger RNA, 2388 nt
Organism: Numida meleagris (helmeted guineafowl)
Lineage: Eukaryota; Metazoa; Chordata; Aves; Galliformes; Numididae
Gene: STRA8
Product: stimulated by retinoic acid 8
Exons: 8
Coding region: 593-1714 (373 amino acids)
Biological process (GO): cellular response to retinoic acid; meiotic cell cycle
Molecular function (GO): protein dimerization activity
Source: RefSeq, a predicted model, not a curated record
GCUCGAGCUGCGUCCCCAUUGGCUGGCUUCCACGUGCGGCUCGUGUUGCUGGGCGCGGGCGGGCAGAGGCGCGGCGGUCAUGGGUGGGGCAGGACGGGCGUGGGCGGGGAGCUUGGUGCUCGGGGGCGGCUGUCGUCGCCUGCGGGACCGCGCUGGCUGCUCCACUCCUGCUUCGCCCCUCCCACCCCCAGCUCUUGGCGGAACGGCAGGGGCGGGAGUUGGUCUUAUCCAUAGGCAAUACCUGUGAUCGGUAACGGGGGGCAGUGGGCCAGUUUUGGGGAGCUUCCCCUCAGUGGGCCGCAGGGAAGGGCAGGGCGGUGUGAGGGGAUAGGGAAGCUGACCUGUCCUCAGAGCUGCCAGCCCCCGCUGGGCGAGGAUCUGCACCUCUUCAUGGUGAACUGGGGUAAGAUGGUGCUGCAAAGAAGGCCGCCAUUUAGCGGCAUCAGCCCCAGCAUCCUGUGGGAAUGGGUUACCCCUACAGGGACAGGGCAGGAGGUGGGGUGCCACCGUGUGAGGUUAGCAAGAGCUCAGGGUUUAGUCAGAGCCUGCAGACAGCAUUCCUCAGGCAAACACCAUCGCUUCCCGCUGCAGAAUGCAUGGCGGUGCUUGCGUAUUUCCUUCGCUUUACCCAGCACGAACCCCCGUUGCGUUGCAGCCGCUGAUGGAGGCAGCGGGUGGCUGCGGUGAGCCCCGUGCAGGAGCGCAGCCCACUCCCCGGGCACAGCUGCAGGAGGUGGAGCCCCGUGCCGCCCGCAGACGCCUGGCACAGGCCCAGCAACGGGCGGUGCUGGCGAGACUCUUCAGCAGCCUGCAGGAGACGGUGCUAUCCCAGUCAGACAGCCCGGCCUCCAAGUAUCAGGUUUUGCGUAAGGCUAAGAAAUAUAUCCAGGAGCUGGAGCAAACCUUGAGUUCUUUGCUGAAGAUGAAAGAGUCCUUCAGCCUGGAGGAUGGGAACCCGUCCAGCCUGGAGGAAGUCAGGGAAGAAUAUGUCAAGAGGCACUUCAGCAAUCACAGCACUGACUUGCCCUCGGAAGCUGUGAGUGAGAGUGAUUCUGCCGUCUGGUAUUUGAUGCAAGAAUGUGAAAAACAAACAAUGGAAGAGGACAGAAAGCCAGGAUUUAUCCAGUACCCAGACACUUCAUCCCCAGAUCUGGUGGAAUUUGAACGGUACCUGUAUUUUUAUAAGCACACAGUAGACCUACUGAGAGAGCAUGGAAUUGUUUGCGCUGAGGAGGCGCCUCUUCCUGUGGUCUCCACGGCUAUUUCACACCUCUGGCAAGAGUUUUCAGAAGAAAGGAGAGACAGCAUCUUGCAGUACUAUAGCCAGAGGGAUUUCCACCUGGAUCCUACGGAUGCUUGCCAAGAGCCUGCGUGCACUGUUGGUGAUGUGAGGGACAGUGGAGGUAACAGUGAGGAAGCCAGUGGUUCCUUGGUCUCCACACCAGAGGAAGUAACGUUUGAAGAUGCGUUUGAUGUUGCUGCUAGUUUCCUUGAAACAAAUGAGACUCGGGGAUUGUCUAGCCAGAGUUCAUCAUUUGCAAGCAGCAUUUCUGAAAAUCCAGAGGAUGACCACAGACUCUAUCUGCAGAUCACUGACUUCCUAAAAAGCCUUUUCUUUGCUAAUACACAGUUCUGCCAGGAAGAAGAUCUUCAGUUCGAUUAUGAGACUGUAAUGCUGAGGUGCACGGAGACCUUUGAUGACGAAGAUUUAUAAGCAGUAUCCCUGUUUGCCAAUGUUUUGCCAAGCAUCGCUGGAUGCAGAAGGCAUGUGAAGAGACAGUGCCUCUUCCAGUGGAACACCUCUGCGGUCAGAAUGGGGAGACACUGUGUUGUGGUUUGUUAUUGUUGACUCCCCUUUCCUCAUCAGCGCUUCUUAACUUAUCAGUUGUGUAAUUUAUACUUUUAAACGUUCCAGGUUUAAAAUAUUUAUAAAACCUUAAGGAAGAAAUAUUUUUCUCUGUGACUUUUUUUAUGCUUAACCUCAUUUCACAAAUACACUGGAGCACAUGCAGUUCGGUGACCUUGCCUCAUGUGAGCUGUGGAAGAGAUGCAGAGAGGACGUGGCAACCUAGGCACUCCAAACUGCUACCUGCAAAACUCACAGCGUGCCUACCACUGUCCUGGCCUGGGCCAGAAACGACAGAGGAAUUUCUUCACAGAGAGUGAGAUGCGGCUCUUCCAUCUCCAUGAGGACAACAGUAGUGGCCACCCACUCCCAAACCACUCAGAGAUGCAAGUACAAUCACACACUGUGGAUUAUUUCUGUGAAGCGUGUAAAGCUGAAAGAGAACAAAGCCCCCUGUGCUGUUCUGCCACAUCUCGUUCUUUGAACAGUAGUGCUGCUCAGAUGGUGUCUUGAAAUUAAAAAUGCUGUGAAGUUAAAUAAGA